AUAUUGUGGGCAGAUUUUACUAUUUAUGUUGGAAGUUUUACAUCAUUUAGCUCCUAUAAUUCAUAUUUAUUCAUCCUAGAUGAAAGUAGCAAUAAGCAAUAAGUAUACAGUUAACCAAACAGAAUGUUGAGUGCUGUGAAAGCAAUAAACUGCGGAGUUCCAAGGGAACCUAAAGGAGAGACACCUAAGCCAUUUGGGAAGAAUGGAAAAGCAUUUUAAAGGAAAUGAUGUCUCAGUGGUAGCCUGAGGAAAAGUCCAAGUUAUUCAGACCUGGGUUUUUGGGGAGGGACCAGAGAAUGUGGUGAGAGGAUUUGGAGAGCAUUGUAAGCAGAGGUUAUCACAGCAUAGAAUGCUUACCACCAUUUAUUGUGUUUCAGCACUGUGAUCAUUGCAUUGAAUUACAUUGUCUCGUUUAAUCUUUGCUACUAACUUGUGAGGUAUAUGUUCUCAUUUUACAAAUGAGAAAACAGAUUCCAGGACUUUCAGAUCAUACAACUCUUAAUUGACUAUUUUACAUAUCAGCUCUUCAGAAGUGGUAGCAUUUUCUUUUGCAUAUCUAGCUCAGGAGCAGCUGAAUAUAUAAGGGUUUGAGGGUGAAAAGCUUCUGGAAACUUUACACUAUUUUCUUGUCUCUUUGUGCAGGAGUCCAACAUGUACCUAUACCUCUUCCUCACACCAGUAUCUUUUAAAAUUCUAUGUGAUAGGUUGCUGUAUUGUUAAUUUUGAAAGGAUUUUCAUUGAUAACUGCACAGGGAACUGAAUUAAAUAUAUCUUUUAGUUUAGGAAAACAGUAAUGCUCAAAGCUUAUCUCUUAUCUAAGAUCAGAUAAACUAGAACUUGAGAUCUUCAUGGGCCUGCUGCCUCCUGCUUGGGCAUUCUGCAUCUCUGUAGGAUCUUCUGAUGUAGAUUUACGUGUCUGUUCGGCACUUGAAGUACUCCUUGUUUAAGAAAUCACUACUGGGCAGUGUUUCGGAUAAUGGAAUAGUAACUCUCUGGGAUGUAAAUAGUCAGAGUCCAUACCAUAACUUUGACAGUGUACACAAAGCUCCAGCGUCAGGCAUCUGUUUUUCUCCUGUCAAUGAAUUGCUCUUUGUAACCAUAGGCUUGGAUAAAAGAAUCAUCCUCUAUGACACUUCAAGUAAGAAGCUAGUGAAAACUUUAGUGGCUGACACUCCUCUAACUGCGGUAGAUUUCAUGCCUGAUGGAGCCACUUUGGCUAUUGGAUCUUCCCGGGGGAAAAUAUAUCAAUAUGAUUUAAGAAUGUUGAAAUCACCAGUUAAGACCAUCAGUGCUCACAAGACAUCUGUGCAGUGUAUAGCAUUUCAGUACUCCACUGUUCUUACUAAGUCAAGUUUAAAUAAAGGCUGUUCAAAUAAGCCCACAACAGUGAACAAACGAAGUGUUAAUGUGAAUGCUGCUAGUGGAGGAGUUCAGAAUUCCGGAAUUGUCAGAGAAGCACCUGCCACGUCCAUUGCCACAGUUCUACCACAACCUAUGACAUCAGCUAUGGGGAAAGGAACAGUUGCUGUUCAAGAAAAAGCAGGUUUGCCUCGAAGCAUAAACACAGACACUUUAUCUAAGGAAACAGACAGUGGAAAAAAUCAGGAUUUCUCCAGCUUUGAUGAUACUGGGAAAAGUAGUUUAGGUGACAUGUUCUCACCUAUCAGAGAUGAUGCUGUAGUUAACAAGGGAAGUGAUGAGUCCAUAGGCAAAGGAGAUGGCUUUGACUUUCUACCGCAGUUGAACUCAGUGUUUCCUCCAAGAAAAAAUCCAGUAACUUCAAGUACUUCAGUAUUGCAUUCUAGUCCUCUUAAUGUUUUUAUGGGAUCUCCAGGGAAAGAGGAAAAUGAAAACCGUGAUCUAACAGCUGAGUCUAAGAAAAUAUAUAUGGGAAAACAGGAAUCUAAAGACUCCUUCAAACAGUUAGCAAAGUUGGUCACAUCUGGUGCUGAAAGUGGAAAUCUAAAUACCUCUCCAUCAUCUAACCAAACAAGAAAUUCUGAGAAAUUUGAAAAGCCAGAGAAUGAAAUUGAAGCCCAGUUGAUAUGUGAACCCCCAAUCAAUGGAUCCUCAACUCCAAAUCCAAAGAUAGCAUCUUCUGUCACUGCUGGAGUUGCCAGUUCACUCUCAGAAAAAAUAGCCGACAGCAUUGGAAAUAACCGGCAAAAUGCACCAUUGACUUCCAUUCAAAUUCGUUUUAUUCAGAACAUGAUACAGGAAACGUUGGAUGACUUUAGAGAAGCAUGCCAUAGGGACAUUGUGAAUUUGCAAGUGGAGAUGAUUAAACAGUUUCAUAUGCAACUGAAUGAAAUGCAUUCUUUGCUGGAAAGAUACUCAGUGAAUGAAGGUUUAGUGGCUGAAAUUGAAAGACUACGAGAAGAAAACAAAAGAUUACGGGCCCACUUUUGAAAUUUCAGUGAAUACCUUAAUGUUCUGUAAUUUGGGAAGUUUCUGGCAACACAGAACUACAUAGAAUCAGUAUUGUUUUCAUGGCCUCCAGGGAAAAAAUGUUUUUCAAGUAAGAGUAAAAGGAUGAUGGGAUUUUAUACCAACAACUGUUUCAUCUUAAAAAUAUGUAUAUUUUUAUAUUAAAAAUUGUACAGUAUGUCAUCUACCCAAUAGGAAAGUCAACAGGAUCUUUAUUUUUUGAAAGCUUUAGCCAUCCACUAAGUGCCCUUUUUCAUAAGAGAAGAAAAUUGUGCAUAAAAAUUGGUUAUGUUUGUUUUUUAGUCAUCUUUUUUAACAUAUAUUUUUGAUUGACAAAUUGCCUUUCAAAUUUUUGGGGCUAGUUGAGAUUUAAAGAGUUUGAUAUGCCUUCUAUUUUUAUGGAGAAAGUAAUUUUAAAAUGGCAAUUGGUGUUUCUAAGCCAUUGACUAAUAAAACAUAGGGUUGGCUAGUAAUUAUUUUGUUAACUUGAUGAAGUCAAGUAUGACUAUUAUUUAUUGUACAUUUGAUAAGACAAUUUUUGGAAUUUUGAAUUGCACAAAUUACAUGAUAUCUUUUGCAUUUAUGUUACUAUAUUGUACUUCUGACAAAUCUUUAUUCCUGGGUGGUAUUUUUAAGAUAUCUUUACCUAUAAAAAAUGUUUAAGGUUCAUAGGACUCGACAAGAGCUAUCUGGUGAUUUUCUCAUUAGUAACAUGCAACGUUGUACUGCAAAAUUUCAAUCAACAUGACAACUUAUAAUGAGUGGAGAUUUCAUAUUAGGUACUAAAUAUUAUAGUAUUAUUUCUAUUUUCUUUUUCCAAAUAAGAAGCUUGGAUUAUUUUAUUUUGUGGUCUUUAUCAUUAACUUUAAUUCUUUCUGUACUGUGUAUAAUAUUUUUAUAUUAUUGGCCUUACCAUAAAAUUAUUUAGAAAGGUUGUCAAAAUAAGUUAUACCUCUUUGGCAAUAGAUAGAUGUAUACAUCUACCUACUAUGAUCUACAAUUUUAGGUUAAGUGAAGCUUGGGGGGGCUACUGACUUGGUUACCUUCUUGUCUCUUGUCCCAAAGAUUUAAACUGUGUACCUUUGUAUAGCUCUUCUGCCCCAUUUUGACUUCUGAGAUGAAAGUAUUUACUAAAAUUAAAAAAAAAAAAACAAAAAACAAACCUUUAGCUCACUAACUUUAUGGGUUUCUGAAGUGAUGGAAAUUUUUAAGGAUAUAUUUAAUAAGCAUAAACUUACUAAUAAUUACUUCCAAAAAUAAAAACAGGAAUAUUACUUUUACCCAGUGUGGUUUAUAGCAUACAUUUGUACUGAAGCAUAUAGGGAUGUUAAUGUGAUCUUUUCCUGACAGAUUAUGAAAGCAUUAUGACUUGUAACAAGUUUCCUUGUAUAUCACUAACAGGUUUAGAAGACAUAAAUAUUAGUGUGUUUUGCCUACAUGGUGUAUUUAAAUCUAUUAAUAUUUUCCUGUUGCUUUUUUAAAAAAAUAAAUACACAUAAUGUAUAUUAAAAGAGGUGGGAUGAAAUAAUUUUAGUAAUUAUGUGUACAGAUGAAACAUUUUUGUCAUGGAAUUUAAAAGCUAAGUAAGUAUAAAAAAUAAAAUGUUAUAUGCAAAAAAUAGGAAACAUGAAAUUGAAAUUUCAUUGUUGGCCAAAAUGAUAUGAGAGAUUUACCUUCCCACCUGAAAUUAAAAAAGAAAAUAUGUGAAA
Molecule: messenger RNA, 4136 nt
Organism: Homo sapiens (human)
Lineage: Eukaryota; Metazoa; Chordata; Mammalia; Primates; Hominidae
Gene: NEDD1
Product: NEDD1 gamma-tubulin ring complex targeting factor
Exons: 11
Coding region: 1195-2409 (404 amino acids)
Cellular component (GO): centrosome; pericentriolar material; centriole
Source: RefSeq, a predicted model, not a curated record